This is a messenger RNA of Linum tenue, 1181 nucleotides long. NCBI's taxonomy places the organism in Eukaryota, Viridiplantae, Streptophyta, Magnoliopsida, Malpighiales, Linaceae. The record is from the annotation of a GenBank genome assembly.
GUCAAUUGCCACUCCCCGAAGGAGCAAGGCUUAGAAAACCCUAGUAUAAUUAAGGGUUCGAUAGCUCUGAGUUCGAGUCGUUCACUCUACGCACAGCGGCGGAAGCAAAUCGUUCUUCUCCAGCCAUCUCGAAGAAGCUCUCCAAUGGCGUCAGAGAGGAAGCUCAGUAACCCUAUGAGGGAAAUUAAGGUUCAGAAGUUGGUCCUCAAUAUCUCCGUCGGCGAGAGUGGCGAUCGUCUCACCAGAGCCGCCAAGGUGCUGGAACAGCUCAGUGGACAAACCCCUGUUUACUCCAAAGCAAGGUACACUGUUAGGUCCUUCGGUAUCAGACGUAAUGAGAAGAUUGCCUGCUAUGUCACUGUGAGAGGGGACAAGGCGAUGCAACUAUUGGAGAGUGGACUGAAAGUCAAGGAAUAUGAAUUGCUGCGAAGAAACUUCAGUGAUACUGGCUGCUUUGGGUUUGGUAUUCAGGAGCACAUUGAUCUUGGUAUCAAGUAUGAUCCCUCCACUGGUAUCUAUGGUAUGGACUUCUAUGUUGUCCUGGAGCGAGCGGGCUACCGUGUUGCCAGGCGCCGUAGAUGCAAGACACGCGUUGGUAUCCAGCACCGAGUCACAAAGGAUGAUGCAAUGAAAUGGUUCCAGGUCAAAUACGAGGGUGUCAUCCUUAACAAGGCUCAGAAUAUUACUGGUUGAGUGAAAAAUACUAGAUGUUAGCGAAGUGGAAGAAGCUUUUUCCAGAUUUUGGUUGAUUCUGUUAGCUGUAUUAAAAGUUGGCUCAGAAGUUUUAAUAUGCAGCUUUUUAUGUUUCUUACUCUGUUUGAGGACAUGGUUGAGCUGUCCCUGUUUUGAUUCAAGUGAACGAAAUCAGUGUUAUAUUAGUUGGUUACCAGCUUUCAUUGGCUUUUUCCCGGGCGUUCCUCUAAAUUUGCGACAUGAAAGUAGUCGCAUUCCGUCGAGUCUAACUUCAAUUUCUCCUGUAACUUGUCAGUUGGCUUUGAUUAGAUUGCUUGUUACUUGUUAGUGAUUCUCCCGUGAUAACUCUUGUAUGGAGCUAAUCAAGAAUUCACGAGUGUAUAAUUUUGGAUUAAAUCGAUUAAAUAAAUGAAAUUAGAUUGUUGAGUGGGAUACGGAAUAUCAGAUUGUUGGUGGGAUGUGGAUCGUAGGAAUCUUGCUUGAAUGAG